Molecule: messenger RNA, 1418 nt
Organism: Topomyia yanbarensis
Lineage: Eukaryota; Metazoa; Arthropoda; Insecta; Diptera; Culicidae
Product: zinc carboxypeptidase A 1-like
Exons: 1
Coding region: 1-1320 (439 amino acids)
Biological process (GO): proteolysis
Molecular function (GO): metallocarboxypeptidase activity; zinc ion binding
Source: RefSeq, a predicted model, not a curated record
AUGACAUUCCUGAACGUUAUAGUUAUUCUGCCAAUUCUGUUUGUAGUGCAACAUUCACUAAGUGUAGAAGUAGCUCGCUAUGAUAACUACCGGGUGUAUGAAGUGACAGCAUCAACUUCGGGUCACCUGGAGACACUAGAGUUUCUAAAAUCUUCCAGUGAUAGUGUUAUUUUCCUAGAAAGUGGUAGUAAAGUGGGAGAUUAUUUCAACAUUGUUGUGGCACCUCAUAAACUGGCAGACUUUGCUGCAACUUUGGAGAACGAGGGAAUGCAUGCUCGUGUGCUUGAAAUGAAUCUACAGGAACCGAUUGACGCGGAGAGGAACCGAAUGGUAUCAAAGCGAAUAAAAGGAAUUUUCGAUUGGACUGAUUAUAGGGAUCUGACCGAGAUUCACGAUUGGUUGGAGAAGCUAGCCUUAGAGUAUGAUCAGGUGGAAAUCAUUAACGGGGGUCGCUCUUAUGAGAAUCGAACGAUAAAAGGAGUGAAAGUGUCGUAUAAAUCCGGUAACCCCGGAAUCUUCAUCGAAGGUGGAAUACAUGCGCGCGAGUGGAUUUCUCCAGCGACAGUAACCUAUAUUUUGAACCAGCUGCUUACUAGUGAGGAAAAAAGUGUUCGACACAUUGCUGAGAACUACGAUUGGUACAUAUUCCCCAGUGUAAAUCCGGAUGGUUACGCGUAUAGCCAUAAAACUGAUCGCCUUUGGCGCAAGACCCGAACUCCAUAUCCGGGAGGUUGUUUCGGUGCUGAUCCAAACAGAAAUUGGGAUUAUUAUUGGGCCGAGAAGGGUUCCAGUCAUCGAUGUACCGCUGAAUCCUUUGCUGGUUCUCAUCCGUUUUCAGAAAUAGAAACCAAAACCCUGUCGGACUAUAUCAACUCUCUGCGGGGAAAGAUUCAAACUUACAUUACCUUCCACUCGUACUCUCAGCUGCUCCUGUUUCCUUACGGGCAUACCAGUCAACAUGCUGAAAACCAUCAGGAUAUGAAUGAAAUUGCAAAAGCAACAGUUACUUCCCUGGCACAACGAUACGGAACCAAGUACCGGUAUGGCAACAUCUACGAUGCAAUCUAUCCGGCUAGUGGAGGCAGUGGAGAGUGGGCUUACGGUGUUCAGGGUAUAAAACUUGUCUUCACUUACGAACUGCGACCAGCCCAUGGAUGGGUCGGGUUUGUGCUGCCUCCGGAACAAAUUAUUCCCACCGGAGAAGAAACCCUCGACUCCUUGGUCACGCUAGUGGAUGAGGCGGCCAAGCGAGGCUAUUACAAAGUUGGAGUCGAAAGUUUUAAAACGCUGGAGAAAAAGUGUACUUGUCCUACAGAUUGAUAAAUUGACCAAAACUACUGGAAUGUUCAGUUUAAGUGUUCCGUUGAAUAGUGCAUUCAACGAAACCAUUCCUAUCGUUGAUAAACAAUGUUUUGACU